This is a messenger RNA of Erpetoichthys calabaricus (reedfish), 1140 nucleotides long. It is a transcript of the gene polr3g, whose product is annotated as polymerase (RNA) III (DNA directed) polypeptide G. Gene Ontology annotation, biological process: transcription by RNA polymerase III. The record is from RefSeq and is a predicted model, not a curated record. Bases 158 to 805 code for a protein of 215 amino acids. The transcript has 8 exons. Gene Ontology annotation, cellular component: RNA polymerase III complex. Lineage: Eukaryota; Metazoa; Chordata; Cladistia; Polypteriformes; Polypteridae.
GGGUUAUUUGUAAAGCCAGUGUACUGCGGGUCCUGCCUCGUUUGGAAUAAAGGAGUUUGGUAAAAGAGCAGAUGGAAAGCAACCAACUAUGGAAAACCUGGUGUUGCCUUCAUAGCAGGAGCAAGAUGAUGUAGCGUGGGAAUUUUGCAGGUCGGCAAUGGCAGGAAGGGGUAGAGGGCGUGCAGCUUUUACAUUUAAUAUCGAGGCCUUGGGACUUGCCAAAGGUGAAAGCUUGCCGGAGUCCGCAUUCCAACCAAAGCCUUUAUACCCUAUAGUUGAUUCCAAACCUGUGCCAUUAAAAACUGGAGAAGGUGAGGAUUACAUGUUGGCAUUAAAGCAAGAGAUACGGGGAAGUAUGAAAGCACUCCCUUACUAUAUAUUGUUACCUGGCCAUAAAACAGAUGUGGAGCGAUACAAGGAAAGGUAUACACAGGAAAUCCUGAAAAAAUUGGAUGAUAGCUGGAUACCAGACUGGAGACGACUUCCAAAAGAGCUAAGGCCAAUAAUGAAAAAGAAGAAGAAAAGUAAUAUACAAAAGAAGGCAAAGCCCUCAGCAAGCCUAAACAAGGAGGAUGUUCUGAGUAAACUAGAGGCAUUGGAGAAGCAGGAUGGAGAUAAAUCGGAUGAAGAAGGAGAGAAGAAAAAGAAGGAGAAGGAGGAGGAGGAAGAUGAAGAUGCAGAGCCAGAGGAAGAAGAAUAUGAUGAAGAAGCUGAAGAGGAAAAUGACUAUAUUUCUUCAUACUUUGACAAUGGUGAAGAUUUUGAAGCAGGCAGUGAUGACAAUAUGGAUGAAGCCACAUACUGAAAUGCUGAUAAAAUUGUUUGCAUCUAUGAUCUCAAGCUGGCCAGUAACUGCAGUAAUGUUAAAUUCACAUAUUUACAUAUUAUUUACAAAUUAUUUGUGUGAUUGCCUAACUUGUGUUUUGCUUGUUUCACCAUGCUGAUGACUAAUAUAAUGCCUUAACUUAAUAUCUCCUUAGGGUUAAAUUAGUAUUAAGAGCUUAUAUAUUUAUUAGGCUGUAUUGAAUGCUGGAUAUGGAGUGCAUUCUGUAAUCAGAAUAGUUAACCAAGAAGUUAGAUAUUAGGUUAGUUGAUUCAAAAGUUAUAAAUGCAUUUUUUUUUAUUUUGCUUCCAACAAAC